Messenger RNA from Angiostrongylus costaricensis, 2724 nucleotides. Lineage: Eukaryota; Metazoa; Nematoda; Chromadorea; Rhabditida; Metastrongylidae. The record is from the annotation of a GenBank genome assembly.
AUGGCUCAGUUAUUACUAGAUGUUUUGCAAAAAACAAUCUCUCAAAAUCAGGAAGAUCAGAAGAGGGCGUUGGAGUUUCUGAACGAGGCAUCCACACGAGAUUUCACAACUUUCGUAAAAGAACUGAGUAUAAUUCUGCGAACAGAAGAGUGUCAACCGUUUGCACGUCAAGCUGCUGGAUUGCAAUUGAAAAAUGUACUGUAUGCUAAAGAUGAGGAAACACGAGCGCAGCAUCUUAACAGGUGGCUAACGCUACCACCUGAUGUACGGGCUCAUGUCAAGUUGCUCGUUGUUCAAACACUCGGCACGGAACCGUUCCGUCCUUCAAUUGCAGCCCAAUGUGUUGCUGCCAUCGCCUGUGCUGAACUACCUUCAGGACAUUGGCCUGAUGUCAUUGAUGCGCUGCGGAGUAGCGUAACAAAUCCAGCAAGUUCGGCAUCACUGAAGGAGUCGUCUCUCGAGACUCUUGGCUAUAUUUGCCAAGAUAUUGAUGCAUCAGUACUUGAACAACAGUCGAAUUCGAUUCUUACUGCUAUAGUACACGGUAUGCGGAAAGAGGAGCCGUCUACGCAUGUCCGACUAGCUGCUACAAACGCAUUGCUAAAUUCUCUUGAAUUCACCAAGAAGAAUUUCGGAAUGGAGGCGGAACGGCAUAUCAUCAUGCAGGUUGUCUGCGAGGCAACCCAGUGUACCGAAACUCUUGUAAAAGUGGCUGCCCUUCAGUGUUUAGUGCGAAUAAUGUCGUUAUACUACCAGUACAUGGAGCAGUAUAUGGGAUCAGCUUUGUUUGCUAUUUCUCUUCAAGCUAUAAAUUCGCAAGUACCUGAAGUAGCACUGCAAGGGAUUGAGUUCUGGUCUAACGUUUGUGAAGAGGAAAUCACUUUGAAUUUGGAAGCAGAAGAGGCUGCUGAAAAUAAUCGUGUACCGGAGCAAGUUUCUCGACACUACGCUAAAGGAGCCGUUUCUCACAUUUGUCCAUUAAUGCUUGAGAUUCUCACACAUCAGGAAGAGGGAGAUGAUGAUGAUGACUGGACACCGUCAAAAGCAGCUGGUGUGUGUAUUAUGUUGAUGGCACAAUGCGUCGGUGAUACAAUUCUUGAUUCUGUAAUACCGUUCCUUAAGCACUUUAGCAACACAAAUUGGAAAUAUAAGGAAGCUGCAAUCAUGGCUUUUGGAAGUAUCUUGGAUGGUCCGGAUCCGGGUAAAUUGAUGACUCUGGUUGAACAAGCAAUGCCAGCUCUUAUUGAUAGCAUGGCGGAGAAAAAUGUGACUAUUCGUGAUACUGCGGCUUGGACCAUUGGUCGUGUGCUUGAAAUUUGUCCGGAAGUGGUGAAUAAAGAUGGGAUGUUAGCUCGCUUACUCCCAGCACUCAGUCAAGGUCUCCAUCAAGAACCACGUGUAGCGGCUAAUGUUUGCUGGGCUUUGGUUGCACUUGUUAAAUCGGCUUAUGAUAUGGCGUGUGGCCAAGGCACGGAUAGUUCUGGGCAGCCUGAAACCUAUUCUCUCUCUCCAUGUUUCGAGCCCAUGAUUAGCGAGUUGAUCAAAACAACGGAUAGAACCGAUGGCAAUCAAUCAAAUCUUCGUCUCGCAGCUUUUGAGACUCUUAUGGAGCUGAUAAAAAAUUCACCGAAGGAUUGCUACCCUGUUGUCCAGAGUACAACUGUUUUGAUGUUGAAAAAAUUAGAGCAGUUGUUAAACAUGGAAGCAACUACAACAUCUAGUUCGGAUAAGAAUCAGCUCAUGGAUCUUCAAUCGUUGUUGUGCGCGACGUUGCAAUCAGUUCUGCGCAAAAUGAGACCUGAGGAUGCGGUUCGAAUUGGCGAACACGUAAUGGUCGGCCUUGUGCAGAUCAUGAACCGCACCUGUAAUAACAAAGGCGGUGGAAACGUCAUGGAAGAAGCCUUAUUGGCAGUUUCUGUUUUGGCUGAAACAUUAAAUAAUGGUUUUAUUGCUUACGUAGAUGCACUGAAGCCUCAUCUAAUGCGAGCUCUGGCUAAUCAUGAAGAGCCACAGGUAUGUGCUGCUGCUGUUGGGCUAGUAACUGACAUGUGCCGUGCUAUAGAAGUGAACAUUGCUCCUGCUCUUGAUGAUAUUAUGCAUACUCUUGUCCAAGGCUUGCAGAGCCCUCGACUGGACAAGGACGUAAAAGUAACUAUACUUGGUUGUUUUGGCGACAUUGCACUCGCCAUUGGUGAACAUUUUGAGCGUUACGUUCAUAUUGUGAUGUCGAUGCUUAGCGAAGCCUCAUCUGCUGCUGUCGUAACUAACCCGGUUGGUUUUCUUACCAUACCAAGUUGCAUUUUUUCUUUUCAAGACUACGAUCAGGUGGACUACGUAGAUAAGUUAAGAGAAAAUUGCAUCACAGCAUACACGGGAAUCCUUCAAGGAAUGCGACCCGCCGGGUCUGAUAACGAUCCUGAGAAGAAAAACCAAGCAAAACAAUCGUUGAGUCGUUUUGUUCAACCAAUGUGCGAAAUGAUUGCCAAAUGUUGUGAGACUCACCCUGUUCCUCCAUCUGACGGUCUCAUUGCCAAUGUAGCUGGUCUAAUUGGAGAUCUUGUUGUGCUUUAUGGAAAUGAAAUUACUCCGACGCUUUCCAAUGAUAAGGUGACUGCACUUCUUGGUCGUGGUCGGAAAAGUCGUGCAUCGAAAACAAAGUCGGUGGCCGUAUGGGCAACGAAGGAAAUGCGAAAGGCUACAGCUGUUCGAAUUCCUGCGUCAUGA